Hansenula anomala is the source of this 1056-nucleotide messenger RNA. Its product is annotated as C2H2-type zinc finger protein. NCBI's taxonomy places the organism in Eukaryota, Fungi, Ascomycota, Saccharomycetes, Phaffomycetales, Wickerhamomycetaceae. Gene Ontology annotation, cellular component: nucleus; cytoplasm. The transcript has a single exon. Gene Ontology annotation, molecular function: RNA polymerase II cis-regulatory region sequence-specific DNA binding. Bases 1 to 1056 code for a protein of 351 amino acids. The record is from RefSeq and is a predicted model, not a curated record.
AUGGCUAAGAAGGAUUCUUCAUCUCCUCCAGCUACAAGUGCUGCUUCGACUACUCCACCUGCUUCAACUGAUCCAACAAGACCUUAUGUUUGCACAGUUUGUUCAAAAGCGUUCCAUAGAUUGGAACAUCAAACAAGACAUAUGAGAAUUCAUACUGGUGAAAAACCUUUCCAAUGUAAUUUCUGUUCAAAGAAAUUCAGCAGAAGUGAUGAAUUAACAAGACAUACAAGAAUCCAUUCAAAUACAAGAUUAAAGAAAAAUGGUAAAAGUUCAUCAUCAUAUGAGAACCUAAAUCAACCUAUAACUUAUUAUGUUCAACCUCCAACUCAUCAGCAGCAACAACAACAACAUAUGCCACCUCCACCACCACAAAGUACUCAAAUCCCACCACAAGGCGCUAUUCCAGUUCAACAACCUGGUGCUCCAACUCCACAAUUUUAUAUUCAACAAGUUCCAAUACCUAUACAACAAAUCCCAAUUCAACAUCCAAAUCCUACACAACACUUGCCACAACAAAUAUAUCAACCACAACCACAAGUUGCCAUUCCACCACCUCAACAACAGCAACAACCACAACAACAACCUUCAUUAUUCCAAUCUAAACAAAUCUUUUUACCAAAUAUUCAAUCACCACCAAAGAUUUUAAAAUCUGCAUCAUCAUCCUCAUUCCAAACAUCAUCAUUAUUUUCAUCCAAUAACAAUUCUUCAACGAAUUUAUCAGCUCUUUCAUCAAAAUCAAACUCUUCAACUUCAUUAUAUUCAUUAGGUAAUAACAAUGGUAAUCCAUUAAAUGCAUUAUCAACAUUGAAAAGAAUGACACCAAUUUCCAACAAUUUUACACCAAAGGCCCUACAUACAACUUCAGAAGAAUCAAUGGAACCAGCUAGGAAGAAGUCUAGACCAAAUUCACCAACGAUGUUUCAUCUUAAUGAAACUCCAUUGAGUACUCCAUUACAAAGUCCAAAAUUGAAUGCUGUUGAAAAUGGUAAUAAUGGUGUUAGUUUACCAAGUUUGAAAAGUUUGGAUUUACCUAGCUUUAAUGAAAAAGGUUUAUAA